CUUCUGACCACCACCACCACCAUCACCAUCAUGAAGCUACCACUCUUCGUUAUACCACUCUUUUCUGCCUCCUAUUACCCGCCGGAGACGACACAUAGUUCACCACGACCAUUGGUUCUUUGGCACGGCCUAGGCGAUUCAUACUCGUCUCCCGGGAUGGUGCAAUUUGCAUCUACGAUUCAAGAUAUCUACCCAGGAAUAUUCAUACACUCAAUCUACAUCGACGAACUUGAGGACAACGACCGCAAGGCCGGCUUUUACGGCAACGUGAAUGCUCAAAUUGAGCUUGUCUCCAACCAAUUGCGUGAUAUUCCCGAGUUGGCAGGCGGAUUUGAUGCGAUUGGCUUUUCUCAAGGCGGGCAGUUCCUGCGGGCAUAUGUGGAGCAGUACAACGACCCACCGGUCAACAACCUCAUAACGUUUGGCUCACAGCACAUGGGAAUAUCAGAUAUUCCUAUAUGCAGCGCUUGGGAUCUUCUAUGUCAAGUUGCCAGGCGUGCUACGAAAAGCGCAGUCUACAGCUCAUGGGCUCAGGAAAAUCUCGUCCAGGCCCAAUAUUUCCGAGAUCCCAAUAAUCUCCAGACGUACCUCUCUGCCAAUCAUUUCCUGACUUCCAUUAACAACGAACUCCCACCGGACGUUCAGCCACGGAACCAGACCUACGCUCAUAACUUAGCCUCCCUAAAUUCACUCGUUCUUGUCAUGUUCCUCCAGGACAAGACCGUCGUCCCGAAAGAAAGUUCUUGGUUUGCUAGCGAAGCACCUCCGGAUGGCAUGGGCCCGGAACAAGACGUCUUAUCGUUUUCCAGAGGCAAGAACAUCAUUCCCAUGAAGUUACAGCCUCUCUAUCAAGAAGACUGGAUAGGGCUGAGAACUCUUGAUGAACAAGGCGCUGUGGUAUUAGCCACCUGCGGUGGCGAGCACAUGCAAGUGGACCGAGCUUGCUGGGAACCUUUGGUGAAGGAGUUUGUGGGAGAAUUGAUUGACUGAUUCUUUUUUUUCAUAUCUUGCCCAGUGUAUUAUUUGUCGGUUUACCGUACUGUAUCCUCGAUGCAUUAUAACAAUACAUCAUUUUCAUCAUCAUGUAUUAUGCACCGAUUCCUCGACGUUCACGCGGAGGAUCGACACAAGUAAAG
Messenger RNA from Guyanagaster necrorhizus, 1136 nucleotides. RefSeq names its product palmitoyl-protein thioesterase. The record is from RefSeq and is a predicted model, not a curated record. Lineage: Eukaryota; Fungi; Basidiomycota; Agaricomycetes; Agaricales; Physalacriaceae. The coding region runs from base 31 to 990 and encodes 319 amino acids. The transcript has 4 exons. Gene Ontology annotation, molecular function: thiolester hydrolase activity; palmitoyl hydrolase activity. Gene Ontology annotation, cellular component: intracellular membrane-bounded organelle.